Messenger RNA from Gekko japonicus, 2123 nucleotides. It is a transcript of the gene DOK1, whose product is annotated as docking protein 1. Gene Ontology annotation, biological process: cell surface receptor protein tyrosine kinase signaling pathway; positive regulation of MAPK cascade. Gene Ontology annotation, cellular component: cytoplasm. The record is from RefSeq and is a predicted model, not a curated record. NCBI's taxonomy places the organism in Eukaryota, Metazoa, Chordata, Lepidosauria, Squamata, Gekkonidae.
AUGGAGGAGAUGUCUAUUGAUGACCCUUUGCCGACAUGGAGUCUCCGUGUCCAGAAGCACAGAGUCCCUGAAUACCAGUGUGUGUGGCGAUGGAAGAAGGGCUGGUUUGUGCUGUAUCCGGCAAGUCCUCACGGCGUGGCUCGCUUGGAGUUCUUUGAUGGCAAGGAGGGGGCGGCUGCGGCCGACAGGGUUGGCACCAAGCGCCUGGACAAGAAGAUUGUGCGGCUGGCAGACUGUGUGAGCGUGGCCCCCGCCCCAGACUGUGUCCCCAAGGAGGGCUUGGCGGCCUUCCGCCUGGAGACCAGCGAGCGGACCUACCUCUUUGCUGCUGAGCCGCAGGAGACGGCCGAGUGGAUGGCGAAGCUCUGUGAGGCAGCUUUUCUGGUAAGCGGGGGGUGGGGUGGGGGGAUGUCGCUGUCUUGGGUGAGGGUCUCUCCUGGCCGUUGGGCCCACCUGGGCUCCAGCGAGUUCUGGGUGACAGUGCAGAAGACGGAGGCGGCCGAGCGCUGCAGGCUCCACGGGGCGUACGUGCUGAAGGCCUCCCGGGACGGCCUUGUCCUCCAAGACCCGCACUCGCGCCAGCCGCUCUACGCUUGGCCCUACCGGCUCCUCCGCAGAUACGGCCGGGACAAGGUGAUGUUCUCCUUCGAGGCCGGCCGGCGCUGCGAGUCUGGCCCCGGCAACUUCACCUUUGAGACCAAGCAAGGGAACGAGAUCUUCUGUGUGGUGGAGGCGGCCAUCCAUGAGCAGAAGGCCCAGGCGGAGGAGAACCGGCAGAGCGGCGGCUCCCUGGACUCCGAGACCUCCGGCCUGGCCCCCCUCCAGAGCGCCAUCGCCAGCACGCUCCGCCUGGAGGGCGAGGGGGGUCCUCCUGAAAGGCGGGGGCCCAGGAGCGCCCUGGGGGCCACCCUCAGCUGGGCCACGGAGGGGGGGGAGGAGAAGGAAGGGGCCACGCAAGACCCUCUGCCCCCGCAGUGGCCCAGCACCCCGCCACGGUCCCCCCUCUCGGGGCUGCCAGUGCCCAGCCCCCCGCCACGGUCCCCCCUCUCGGGGCUGGCGGGGGCCCCCCCGCCCUCCGAGGAGGACUCUGGCAACGUCUACUCAGAGCCCCUGGAUGCCGUCCGGGCCCCCCGGCACGGGCCGGACCCCCUCUACGCGGACCCCCUCGACAGCAGGGGCCAAGGUGGGGGGCAGCAGCAGGAGGCGGCUGAGCUGGGACGGACCGGCUCCCUCUAUGAGCGAGUGGGGCCAGCGGCCGGCGGCUGCCAGGGCCAGCGGGGAGCCGGAGGGCACAUCUACGACGAGCCGGAGGGACGGGCCCCCAGGCCAGCCCCCGCCCCCAUCUACGACGAGGCCCACCUCCCUUGCGAGGCCUGGCGGACUCAGGGCCUGGAGCACCGGGCAGGCUACGAACUCCCUUACCGGCCUGGGGCCGGGGACUACGCCGUUCCCGCCUUCCACCAGAACCUGGGGCUCAAGCCCUCCAAGCCUUCCCCAGCCCCCAAGCCCCCGCGCACGCACAGGAAGCCCCCUCCGGUGCUCGACUGGGCCCCACAGAAGAAUGGCUCCAACAACAACAACAACAACCACCACCACCACCGGGAGGAGGAGGAGGAGGAGGAGGAGGGGGAGCCAAUCUACAGCCGGGUGCUGAAGACCUCGACUGCCGGUCCUGACCCCGUGGGGCGAGAGCAGUCAGUGGACCAGAGUCGGCCAGCCUCCGUCUACGAAGACCUGGGGGAGAUCUGAGGGCCCGGCUGCCACCCUGUCUGAGCCAGGGAGCCCACCCGCCGUGUGGCACCCGGCCGCGAGUGCUGUGCUCUUGCCCCCCCCCCCCCGCUCUGCGUAGGAGGUGCCCAGCCCGGCGGGGCAGGCUUUGGGGCACGCCCCGUGUGGAGUGGGGGUGCGGCCUUGCUCUGCCAGCCUCCGGGCGGGGACUGGAGUCCUCCAGGAAGGGCGUCUCCUCUCCCGACUGCAGGGAACGGUGUGUCGUCCCUGAGGACGAAGGACUGGCAGCUUCUGUGGCAUUUGCUGCGCCCCUGCCGAGCUCCCCGGACUCCUCCCCUCCCCGCCUGUCUGCCUGCAGGAAUCCCCCAGCCCAAACCUGGCGGCCCUCUGCCCGG